AUGUUACCCAACAAGAUAAGCACUCAGCUAUUUGACUCGCUCAAGCCCCUGAGGACAACCAAGUGUCACCAUGUUCGCAGCCUUCACUCGCAAUCACGGCAGGGAUGCCUCACUUGCCGCGACAAGAAGGUCAAGUGCGAUGAGACCCGACCGCGAUGUCUAAGAUGCAUUCGCUUGAACCGGGACUGCGAUUAUAGCGCCCGCAUGCGCAAAAAAUACACCCGGCGAGCUCAACAGGCGUCCUCGCUCGACCUCACAUCUAGCCCUGUGUCUUCGGUGCCCCAGCCGUCCCCGGUCGCCACCUCCCUUGGUGCUGAGACAUCCUAUGCGGUCUCUUCCUCUCACACAUUGCAGGACGAGUUCGUCCUUUCCAAAUUCGAUCACGAAGCAAUCGACCAUGUGCUGUUCAUCAUGGCACCAAAGACCUUGUCACAAGACAGUCCCAUGCUUCUUCACAUGUUAUGCGCUCUGGGCUCAAUGAAAUUGUGCCACAACCCGACCGCUACAGAGAUACCUCAGCGCAAGUCCGAGGCUACUGCCAACUACGGGGCGGGUCUACGUAUGCUGAACUCGGCAAUUCAUCACCUCAGCCGCGAGUCCGACCUCGAUUAUAGCCUGGCCACACUCUGGCUAAUGAUCUCGUACGAACUCGCCCACGGCGAUGGACGAGGCUCGGACCUCUCAGUUCGUCUGCGCGGCGCUGCUGUUCUGCUCCAGGGGCGUCUGCGAGGCGUAGGCAAGCAGGCUUCAGGUGGGAAAUCAGGAGCCCGGUACAGGAUUACUCCUCUCGCAGCUCAAUUACUCCUGUGGAUCGCAAUGGUGGACGGGAGUGCCGCGCUGAAUGGGGUCGAGGCGACUUUUAAUAAUCUGCUUGGAGACUCGAUGCUAGACGGCACGAACAACGACCCAGCUGCACGUCUUGUAGGCUUCAGCCAGUUGCAACGACACGCGACCAUGGUAUAUCACAACAUUUGGGGCACAAAUUACCCGCAAAAUAAGCUUAUCAGGGACAUCCAGUGUAGCCAGAUUUUAUGUCUUUAA
Aspergillus eucalypticola CBS 122712 is the source of this 1041-nucleotide messenger RNA. RefSeq names its product Zn(II)2Cys6 transcription factor. Gene Ontology annotation, biological process: regulation of DNA-templated transcription. The transcript has 4 exons. NCBI's taxonomy places the organism in Eukaryota, Fungi, Ascomycota, Eurotiomycetes, Eurotiales, Aspergillaceae. The record is from RefSeq and is a predicted model, not a curated record. Bases 1 to 1041 code for a protein of 346 amino acids. Gene Ontology annotation, molecular function: zinc ion binding; DNA-binding transcription factor activity, RNA polymerase II-specific.